AUGGCGGACGUCCAGAACCAAAAAUUAAAGACGAGUGUGUGGUACCGUGAGGUUUGGUAUGAUGAGUUUUUAUCCUGGAACUCCAGCCUGUUUGAUGAGAUCAGAGAGAUCUCCCUACCUCUCAGCGCCAUCUGGGCCCCUGACAUCAUCAUCAAUGAGUUUGUGGACAAUGAACGGUCUCCCGACCUUCCCUAUGUUUAUGUGAACUCAUCUGGGACCAUCAAGAACUGUAAGCCUAUCCAGGUGGUGUCUGCUUGCAGCCUGCAGACAUAUGCCUUUCCAUUUGACAUCCAGAAUUGCAGCCUAACCUUCAACAGCGUUCUGCACACAGUGGAAGAUGUAGACCUGGGCUUUCUGAGGAACAGAGAAGACAUUAAGCAUGACAAAAAAUCAUUUUUGAAUGACAGCGAGUGGGAACUGCUUUCUGUGUCCUCGACAUACAACAUCCUGCAGAUCAGUGCUGGAGAUUUUGCACAGAUUCAGUUUAAUGUGGUGAUUCGCAGGCGCCCCCUGGCCUACGUUGUGACCCUGCUGAUUCCCAGCAUCUUCCUGAUGCUCAUGGACCUGGGGAGCUUCUACCUGCCGCCCAACUGCCGGGCAAGGAUUAUAUUCAAGACCAGUGUGCUGGUCGGCUACACUGUCUUCAGGGUCAACAUGGCUAAUGAGGUCCCGAGGAGUGCGGGGGGCACCUCUCUGAUUGGUGUCUUCUUCACAGUCUGCAUGGCCUUCUUGGUGCUCAGCUUGUCGAAGUCAAUCCUCUUGGUCAAAUUUCUCCACAAGGAGCAGUGUGGUGGGCGGGCACUGCCCCUCCUGUGCCUUCAAAGAGGUGCUGAUGCUGAUGGGCCUAGAGUGGACCCCAGCGCCCAGAGUGCCGAUGUAGCAGAGUCACCAGCUCAUCAAGGACAUCAGGCCCAGCCAGGGGCUCUAGAAGAAGUCUGGCUCCAGCUUCGAUCCAUCAACAACUACCUCCAGACCCAGGACCAGGUGGACCAGCAGGAGGUCCAGUGGCUGGCUGUCCUCUACCGCUUUGACCAGCUGCUCUUCCGGAGCUACCUUGCCAUGCUGGGGCUCUACGCCAUCACCCUGUGUGCUCUCUGGGCUCUGUGGAGUGGCUUGUGA
Messenger RNA from Octodon degus (degu), 1119 nucleotides. RefSeq names its product 5-hydroxytryptamine receptor 3B (gene Htr3b). Gene Ontology annotation, cellular component: neuron projection; synapse; postsynaptic membrane. The record is from RefSeq and is a predicted model, not a curated record. NCBI's taxonomy places the organism in Eukaryota, Metazoa, Chordata, Mammalia, Rodentia, Octodontidae. The transcript is spliced from 8 exons. Bases 1 to 1119 code for a protein of 372 amino acids. Gene Ontology annotation, biological process: nervous system process; signal transduction; regulation of membrane potential. Gene Ontology annotation, molecular function: transmembrane signaling receptor activity; neurotransmitter receptor activity; extracellular ligand-gated monoatomic ion channel activity.